Knipowitschia caucasica is the source of this 339-nucleotide messenger RNA. The record is from the annotation of a GenBank genome assembly. NCBI's taxonomy places the organism in Eukaryota, Metazoa, Chordata, Actinopteri, Gobiiformes, Gobiidae.
AUGGCACAUCUCCAGUUGUGGGACACUGGGCUGAAGGCUGCAAGGGGCUGUCCCUGGCACAGACCGCAGAUUACUUUCAGCCAUUCCCACAUCCAGGCGUUACUCUGUGGGUAUUUAAAGCCGCGCUGGAACCGGAACAUGCUACCUCGGUUCACCCGUGCCACCGCCAAAGCCAGACAGCGGACAUCAGGAUCAGCCGCUAGCAGCACUCGAUUAGUCUGGUCUGAGGGAGCAAUGGCAGAGGCAGAGGAGGAUGGAGGAUCAGCCCCGGAGUUCCAAAGUCUACUACAGAUGGACCCCUACCUCAAACCCUACGAGAAGGACUUCAAGCGCAGGUAA